Messenger RNA from Dreissena polymorpha, 1316 nucleotides. RefSeq lists its product as uncharacterized. Lineage: Eukaryota; Metazoa; Mollusca; Bivalvia; Myida; Dreissenidae. Gene Ontology annotation, cellular component: extracellular region. Gene Ontology annotation, biological process: chitin catabolic process; carbohydrate metabolic process. The record is from RefSeq and is a predicted model, not a curated record. Bases 18 to 1316 code for a protein of 432 amino acids. Gene Ontology annotation, molecular function: chitinase activity; chitin binding. The transcript has 4 exons.
GGACUCCAUGCGCUGGAAUGGUAUACAACCAACUCGGUAUUAAGGUGCUGGUGAUUCUGUCAAUCACUAACCAUGGCGUGUGGUCAAUCGCUGGAGGCCUUGGCGACCGAUGCAGAGAAAACUCGAUCUGUGACGACGUUGAGACUGUGUGCAUUGUGGGAAAGAAUGUGUGUAUGUGUCGCCAAGAAUAUGAACAACAGACAGGACGAUGCGUUUUGAAAGCGACGACACCUGGAACAAAUCAGUUGAAUGAAUUACAUCCAAACCGUGAUGACCAAACUAACAACAACACAUUGCGACAACUCCUAUUCAACUCUCGAAGAAAUGGAGAUCGUAAUACGACCAAUGAUCUGCUCGCUUCUGGUAAAGACAAUUUCGCCUCAAAAGACAACUUAAUUUCAGCUGGAUCGAUCAACAAUGGAACGUUAAAUAAAACGGAAUUUGACUGGUCUUCGAGAUCAGCAAUACAAGCUGACAACAAUCUGAUUUCCAUUGAUCAAAAUACUUUCAGGAACUUCUCUGCACCAGAUACCAAAGGUGGUGACAGCAAAAUGAAAGAACUUAAUGCUAAUUCUAUCUUUAAUGUUUCGAACGCAGAUACGCUGUUUAACGGCCUACGUGUGGCAAAGACAAACACGUCAGAAACUGGUGAUAUAACGCAGGAUGGCGAGACGUUCAAAAACCCGUUACUGGAUAACACUCGACCUAACUAUGAUCCAGAUACAGAGCUCGCUCUAUCCAAAGAAGUAAGAAAUGAUGGAUCUAGACAAACAGGCGAAUGGGUUGAAGAGGGAUUAAGAAGAACAGCAGGUGGAUUUGAUGCAGGAAGCGCCAAUAUUCAAACCUCGUCUUCGGGAAACUCAAGCGAGCGAAAACUUGUCUGCUACUACUCCAGUUGGGCGUUAGAUCGGCAUGGUCUGGGUAGAUUCCUUCCUUCAGAUAUAGACGCACACCUCUGCAAUUAUUUGAUCUAUGAAUUCGUUACCAUUGGCAAUGACUUUCGCCUUGAGAUGAUCAAUAGUUUUGCUGACCAGUAUCUGUACAAUACAUUCAAUAUGUUGAAAUUGAAAAACAAUUCGUUGAAAACCAUGAUUUCCCUGAACGGGGUUAAAAACAUCGACGGUCUAAUUGGAACUAUGAUGGCAAGCGGGGAACAACGAAUGACAUUCAUAGAUUCAUGCAUACGGCUUCUUCGGUUCUGGGGUUUUGACGGACUUGAAAUUGAUUUGGAGUUUCUUCUAUCACAGGGCACUACAACAGAGGAUAUGAGCAAUUUUUUAAAAUUGUUAAAGGUUUGUUAUAGCUUUUAUAUUUGA